This is a messenger RNA of Suillus subalutaceus, 1015 nucleotides long. RefSeq lists its product as uncharacterized. The transcript is spliced from 5 exons. The record is from RefSeq and is a predicted model, not a curated record. The coding region runs from base 238 to 891 and encodes 217 amino acids. Lineage: Eukaryota; Fungi; Basidiomycota; Agaricomycetes; Boletales; Suillaceae.
GUACGCCUCAUCCUCUGAAAUAUCGUGCUGGAUUUGUAAUUUCAUUCGUGUGUGGUACUCGUGCUCGUCUUGUGUUUCAAACGAGUCAUGGUUGGACAAAAACAAAGUUCUGACGUAUGAAGUCUGGAUACCAUCCAAACUGGAAUUUCGCUUGCGUGGGCUUCGGUGCGCCCUACCAAACAUUCCAGUGAAACAGAUAUACGACAGACCUUCGUAGUAUCACAUUCACCUCUCCACAUGCACGAUCUGGAAUAUCAACUUGAAGACUAUGGAGAAGACGUAAUUCUCCUCCCCAGCGAAGGCUUCAUUUCUGAGCCCCGCAAGGCAGAUCCUGCUUCCAAACGGUCCACUUGGACCAAACUCGGACACUCUGUCCUAACAGUAGCUUGUGCAUGCGCGUUGUAUGUCACCUCCGCCAGCAUUUCUGGGCAACAUAAUACCUAUGGUUUGCGGCAGCCGAACCAGUAUCCUGGUUUGGAAUUCACUGAAGAGCUCGCACACAAAGGACCUAUGACGUACUUUCCAAGCAAAAUCGUACGGGUGAACAAAGCCUUACCUGACCAAGUGCAUACUUCGGGCUCACAUGUCAUAUUGAGAGACGACGAUUCAAUGUUCUUCCAAUGGCACCUACGCAAGUCGAAAUUCACAUCUUGCUAUAUCGACAGUGUUGUUGCCACUCCCGAAGAUGAUCUUGCGGCCAAAAAGACCUACACUUCAUCUGGCUCCCUCACCCAGAUUCAAAUUUGGAAUGUCAUCACUCCUACAAAAUCCAUGAAGAGCCUCAGCUGGAACUCGCGACACCAACGAAUUGCACUAAUGGGCACUGUCUCAUUUCUUCCUGAGAAAGAGAAGAUAGAGCGGCUGCAAUUACAAGAUGGAUGGCAAUACUGACUUUCGACUUGGUGGAAAUAGGGUAGUGUAUCAGUGCUUGAUAAAAGUAGGCUUUGACUCAUAGCGCUGUUACCUGCGCUUGCUCUGCAGAUCAAUGUACCCUUAGCACAGUUUUUUGUGGCCU